AUGUUCCUUUCUUGGGUGUAAAAAAAGUUUCGAUCAAAAAGUCUCAACUUAAAAUUGAAACUUCGUUUUAGAACUUUGCCCCCGAACCCUAGUUCUUCUUUUUCUCUUUUCUUCAUUCCCAUCUUCCCAUCUCAUCGUAGCACCACCUCUCUCUUUUAGUAUUCGUGUUCAGCCGUUGAGCCACCUCUCUCUUCGUUCCAUGCCUCUAUCUCAAGCAGACCCAUCUCUUUACACGAGGUCUCGCUAGGGUUUACUCAGUUGUUCUUAAGUUAUGACCAUUGUUAUUGAUCUUGAGAUCAGCUAUUGAUUCUUAUUCUCUCUGUGUUUGUUGUUGAGCUUUUGAAGCAAAUAGCUAUUAUCGUCUUUAUGUUAUUGAUCUUUGUGUUUGUUUUUGAGUUUUUGAAGCAAAGAGCUCUUAUUCUCUCUUUGUUAUUGAUAUCGAGGUAUGCUACUUACUCGGGACUUUUUUCAUCUUUCUCUCUGUCUCUUCUUUGAGCUCUAAAAGAGAGCACCAACCAUUAGGCGUGAGCACUAAGCAUGCUUAUUUGUAAAGUCCAAAAAUUACUACCAUACGCAGUGUGUGCAUAAUAUAAUACCGAAUUUCAUGCUAUACACAACCGGAGCGUGACAUAUUUCCACCGCCUAAAACAGAUAAUUAUCCUUACUAAAGGCACUAUUUCCAAACUAGUCCGCAGAAAAACGGGUUCAAAUCUCAAAUAUUACUGAGAGCAAGGCAUUAAUGUCAUUUUUACAAACAAAACCACCAUACACAGAGACGCGGGCAAAAAAGGAGUUUCGAGAGAUUCAAACGCCUGUUGUAAAGAAAGAAAAAACCUACGCGUUCCCUCUGAUAAAAUCGUUUUUAUUUCAGGUUUUUGAAGGUUUUUAUGGUUCUUUAGGCCAGACAUGAGUGCUCUGGGGAUAAACACUGGUUCGAGCUCAAAUCCAAGUAACCCAAAUAAAUCAGUGGAGGUGGUGCAGGCCCCCACUGAUGGGGUUUCUAGCCUCAGUUUCAGUCCAAAAGGCAAUUAUCUUGUGGCCACUUCUUGGGAUAAUCAGGUUAGGUGCUGGGAGAUACUCCAAACCGGAGGCAGUGUACCGAAGGCUUCAAUAACUCAUGAUCAGCCGGUGUGUUUGGUGUUUACGAUGGAUGAAGAUUAUUCUUGUUACAUUUUGUGCUCAACCUGGAAAGACGUUGGAACAACAGUAUUUUCAGCUGGUUGUGACAAGCAAGUUAAAAUGUGGCCUUUGAAGUCUGGUGGGCAACCAACAACAGUGGCCAUGCACGACGCGCCAAUUAAGCAAGUGGAAUGGAUUCCUGAGAUGAGUUUACUUGUAACUGGGAGCUUGGACAAGACUGUGAAGUAUUGGGAUACUAGGCAGCCAAACCCUGUGCACACUCAACAGCUGCCUGAGCGCUGUUAUUCCAUGAGUGUGCGACAUCCUCUGAUGGUCGUGGGAACUGCUGAUCGUAAUCUGAUCGUUUACAAUUUGCAAAAUCCUCAUACAGAGUUUAAGAGGAUCACUUCACCACUAAAGUACCCAAGUAGAUGUCUUGCGGCAUUCCCUGACAAGCAAGGUUUUUUGGUGGGUUCAAUAGAGGGCCGAGUCGGCGUGCACCAUCUGGAAGAUUCACAGCAGAGUUAAAACUUCACUUUCAAAUGCCACAGGGAAGGCAAUGAGAUCUAUUCAGUCAACUCUUUAAACUUCCAUCCUAUACAUCAAACUUUUGCCACAGCUGGAUCUGAUGGUGCUUUCAACUUUUGGGACAAGGAUAGCAAACAAAGACUCAAGGCUAUGGCAAGAUGCAAUCAGCCGAUUCCCUGCAGCACAUUCAACAAUGAUGGUUCAAUAUUUGCAUAUGCUGUGUGUUAUGACUGGAGUAAGGGAGCAGAAAAUCAUAACCCUGCAACAGCUAAAACCAACAUUUUCCUCCAUAUUCCACAGGAAUCAGAGGUCAAAGGAAGGCCACGAGUCUCAAGUGGAAGGAAGUGACUUCUCUCAUGACUUUGUAGUGUAGAUUUUUAAUUUUUUUGACUCUAAUCUACCAAGAUCAGUUUUCUAGGUGGUUCAAAUCAGGGUCCCUUUCUUUCUAGUAUAGUGAUUUUCUCAAGACUUGUACUGUAUUUUUUUUAUUUAUUUUUACUCAAAUCUACCAAGAUCAGUUUUUGGGUGGUUCGAAUCAUGGUCUCUCUUUCUAGUAUGGUGAUUUUCUCAGGACUUUGUACUGUAAAUUUUUUAUUUUUUUGACUCGAAUCUACCAAGAUCAGUUUUUUGGA
Molecule: messenger RNA, 2279 nt
Organism: Amborella trichopoda
Lineage: Eukaryota; Viridiplantae; Streptophyta; Magnoliopsida; Amborellales; Amborellaceae
Source: RefSeq, a predicted model, not a curated record